CAGAGACAGACAUUUCUCACUUCAGCACAGCAGACAUGACAUUCUCUCUCAUCAUUAACACCAUCAUGACCGUCAGGAGGAGAACAUAAAGCUGCAGCGAUGUCUUUACCACAAACAAAGAAGAAGAAAAUAAAAAAUGCAUUUGGAGCCACAGCACCACCAUUUAUCGACUACCUGAAAGAGAUUCUCAGACGCUACCCUGAUGGAGGACAGAUACUGAAGGAGCUGAUACAGAAUGCAGAUGAUGCCAGAGCAUCAAAAACCAUAUUCAUUCACGAUAAGAGAAGAUAUGGCACAGAAAGUGUGUGGAGUCAAGAACUGGGAACGUAUCAAGGACCAGCUCUGUACGCGUUCAAUGAUGCAGACUUUACUGAGAAGGACUGGGAAGGGAUUCAACGAGCAGGGAGGAGCAUCAAGUACGAUGAUCCAACCAAAGUGGGGAGAUUUGGCAUUGGAUUCAAUUCUGUUUAUCAUGUUACAGAUUUGCCAUGGGUAUUGAGCUCCAAACACCUUGCAGUUUUUGACCCACAACAGCUGAUGUUUGAUGAUGAGCGUGAGGGUUACCGCUGGUCCCUGAAUGAUGAAGAGGACAAAAAGCGCCUUUUAGAAUUUACAGAUCAAUUCAAACCUUUUCAGGAUAUUGUUAAUCUAGUCUGUGAGAAUGCAUGUGCUUGGCAGAAGAUCAUUAAUGAAGGUUACUUUAAAGGAACACUCUUUCGGUUUCCUCUGCGUCAUGAGGCCUCUGAAAUUUCUGACAAUUUAUAUGACUCCAAGAAGGCCAACCAACUCUUUGACAGCUUCAUUCCAAAUGCAGAUAUUAGUGUUUUGUUUCUAAGAUCAGUCUCAUCCAUUUCUUUGUGGCAUAUUGACUCAAAUGACAUAGUCACCAUUAGGAUGAAUGUUUCUGCAUUAUCUCCAUCCAGCCCACUCCAGGAAAGUGAGGAUUUCAGAAGAAACUGUUUGCAAGGCAAGACUAGCUUUAAAACAGUGUCCUGCAGAUUGCCAUGUCAAGAAAAAACAACCACCAAGUGGCUUGUGACAGCCUGUCGCUUAACAGAAGGACGUGUACCUGAGAUCGACUUGCUCGCUGGCAAACUGAGUUUUUACCCUCAGGUUGACAUAGCAUUUUGGUGCGACGAAGACAGUGCAUGUGGCAGUGGAAGACUGAGCUGCUUCUUGCCCCUUCCAAAUAAUGAAACAAACAGGACAGGACUCCCUGUUCAUAUUAAUGCAUGCUUUGGACUUACAGACAACAGAAGGUACAUCAAGUGGCAGGAAGAGGAUCAGAAGAAUGAUAAAUCAGCAGAGUGGAAUGAGCUGCUAAUGAAGGAGGUUCUUCCUCAUGUAUAUUUAAAAAUAAUCAAAGACAGUAUACAACUAUCAAGAAAGUCGGUACUGCCUGUAAGUGCUGUGUACAAUCUCUGGCCUGAUCUGAGAGCGACGGAACACAGGCCACGUUGGCAUGAAGUUGCAGUAGAUCUUUUACAAAGAUUAUUCGAAAAUCAGGAAAUCUUUUCCUUAGCUAAAAAUGACAAAAAAUGGGUGGUUGCUUCAAAUGCAGUUUUUCUGCAUAAUAUUUUUAUUGUUUUUUUAACACCAUUGUAAUAGAAGCAUCAGUUCUCACUGUAGCUGGGUAACAUACUUCCCAUAAACAGUAACAAAUACGAAUUGCAUGAAGACUGUAAAAAUAAUCAAAUGUUUGCAGCUUUUUCUGAAGAUUUUAUGUUGCUUAAAUUGGCAGCCUUAAAGGUGGGGUGCACGAGGUUUGAGAAAUGCUUCAGAAAACUGAGUUGGGCUGACAAACAAAACAAACGUUUAGCCAAUGAGCAGAAAGGGGCGUGUCUUGUCAACAUGUGGCGGAGAGAGUGUUCAGUGUCUGACAUUAGUCUGACAUUAGCCGAAAGCACUUGAAAGAUUGACAUGGCGGAUAAAAACGGAAAGCGAAAAAGACUUACUAUAAGGCAAGAAGCAGGACCUGUGUUAAUAUAGGAUCAGCAUUCCAGCGCUGGGGAGAACUGAAUGUCUUCCGCGUGAAACAGAGCUAAACCUUUCACGGUGCAACACAAAGUACUACAAAAAAACAUUUGACCUGCAUUACCACAGUAUUACUCAAUCAAAACAUUUGGGUUGGGGCAUGUUUGUUUUGGUGAUUUCAAAUGGCAACAAUGGCUUUCAAACAUCGUGCACUCAACCUUUAGGUAAUAAAUACUAUUUAAUGAUUUACACAAAUGUAAAUAAAGUUCUAUUAAAAGCA
Tachysurus fulvidraco (yellow catfish) is the source of this 2254-nucleotide messenger RNA. Its product is annotated as sacsin-like. NCBI's taxonomy places the organism in Eukaryota, Metazoa, Chordata, Actinopteri, Siluriformes, Bagridae. The transcript has 6 exons. The record is from RefSeq and is a predicted model, not a curated record. Bases 100 to 1605 code for a protein of 501 amino acids.